Molecule: messenger RNA, 1098 nt
Organism: Cataglyphis hispanica
Lineage: Eukaryota; Metazoa; Arthropoda; Insecta; Hymenoptera; Formicidae
Gene: cnir
Product: protein cornichon homolog 4
Exons: 4
Coding region: 69-539 (156 amino acids)
Biological process (GO): endoplasmic reticulum to Golgi vesicle-mediated transport
Cellular component (GO): endoplasmic reticulum membrane; COPII-coated ER to Golgi transport vesicle
Source: RefSeq, a predicted model, not a curated record
CAACGAUCAUCGUAACUGCAAAUCCCAUAUGAUCCGCCGUUUUUUUUUCACGCGGAAAUAGCAGCGUUAUGGGCCUAAUUUCGGAUCCGCUUCUAUUCGCAAUUGCGUUGAUCGACACGGGUUCUGUUUUGUUUCUCCUCGUGUAUUAUAUUAUAACGUUAUCGGAUCUCGAGUGUGAUUAUUUGAAUGCGCAAGAAUGUUGUUCAAAAUUGAAUAUGGGAGUGUUGCCGAAAUUAAUAGCACAUACAUUUUUGGUAUUUCUUUUAAUAAUACAUGGACAAUUAAUAUUAACACUAAUGAACAUACCAAUGACGAUAUGGCUGUUUUAUGAAUAUUUUGGUGUUCCCAGUGGUAAUAUGGGUGUUUAUGAUCCUACAGAAAUUCACAAUCGCAGCCAAUUAAAAAGAUACACACGUGAUUGUAUGAUUCAUCUUGGAUAUUGUCUUGUAUUCUUUUUCAUUUAUCUUUAUUGCAUGAUUGUGGCGUUACUCAAGGGAGAUCCCAUCAAUAGAAACGACGACACUAUAGUAGAUUUAUAAAGACAUUAAGGCGUUAUUAUAAAUCUUUUUUAUAUUUUUUUUUAUUUUUUAUAUAUUUUUUUUUUUUAUGUUAUAUCUAUAUAAGAAUAUUUUAAUUCCAUUGUAUACAUAUUUAAUGCAUGGUACAUCACAUUCUCUAUAUAAUUCAAUAUUAUCCAAAUAAUGAUAUUGUUUAGCAGUUUUUCUUUUUUUAUCAUUGUUUAAAUAUCUAGGUGAAUAUAUUGCUCUUGAAUAUAAUUGUUAUAAUUUAUGGUUCUUAUUUAUUUCAGACUAGAAAUAGAUAACUUAAAAAUAAAUAUUUUUUAUUUUUAUCUAUUCUCUAACACUUGAUCUUUCCUCUGGUUUGAAGGCCUUAAAUUGUUAUGCUAAGUCUAAGUCUAUGAAAUAAAUAGGAACUAUAUAAAUAUCAAAUAAAUACCAAAUAUACCAGUGUAUCCAUCAUAUUACUGUUUGUUAUAACUUACAUGAGUAAGUUUCUAGUCGUAAAAACGUAAGCAGAAAUUUGUGUUAUAGCAAAGAUUGUGUUUAUAAUGAUAACAAUAUAAUUGUAAUAUUUUAA